Molecule: messenger RNA, 5458 nt
Organism: Alexandromys fortis (reed vole)
Lineage: Eukaryota; Metazoa; Chordata; Mammalia; Rodentia; Cricetidae
Gene: Lyve1
Product: lymphatic vessel endothelial hyaluronan receptor 1
Exons: 6
Coding region: 2994-3950 (318 amino acids)
Biological process (GO): cell adhesion
Cellular component (GO): plasma membrane
Molecular function (GO): transmembrane signaling receptor activity; hyaluronic acid binding
Source: RefSeq, a predicted model, not a curated record
CGUGCCUCUAUUGCCUCUGCUUCAGCUCCUGCCCCAGGUUCCUGCCUCCAGUUCCUGCCCUGGCUUCCCUCAGUGAUGGGCUGGGACCAUGUAAGAUGAAAUAAAUGCCUUCCUCACCAUGCUGUUUUUUUUUUCUCAGUGUUUCGUCACAGCGACAGAAAGGAAACCAGAGUAGUUCCUUGCAACAAAGCUUCUCACAUGGAGAGGGUUAGAAGUCAAUAUUGAGUAUAUUCUAACCCGGGGAGGUGGCGAACGCCAAUCGAGUUCCAAUCACCCACCUCGGGCAGAGACGCCCCCUUUCGGGAGGAGACGGUUAGCACAUAGUCUCAGGAUGCUGCGAAUGUCUACUGAGUACUCAGACCUAAAGAGAACGUUAUGCCAUUCCUCACACCACCCCGGCACAAGACUCGGGGAAUACAGGAAGGAGACGGAGCAGGAAGGCCGCAGAGCUCUAGGGUGAGAACGAGUGCUGUGGAGUGCGGUCUCUGGGGCAUGGUGUGGCUUUCUCAGUCGUGAAACACACCAGCUGCGGCCACCUGGACCCGAUCGGGACCAUCCACACCCCAUCACGCCCGGAAGGUGUUCAUGAGCAGCUGAUGGCCAGAACUGGCUGCCAGGGAAGAAGGCGUCAUUUCUCUUCAGGAAUGUAGCUGCUACUAAAAUGCCCAAGCUACAGGGAACAACUCCACAUCCGUGCACAUGGAAACUAUCUUAGUUAAACGCCAAACUAUAGGCAGAAGGCAGCGAAGGAGGGGGAUUUGCUGAGAAGGGGGAGUUGGGAAGGAGUAAGCAGGAGAUAAGAAGAGAAGGAAAUGGGGUGAAUAUCAAAAUACAUCAUAUACACGUAUAAAAUUGUUCAUUCUUUAAAAAAAGAUCCAGGCUAGCUCUAGUACUUAGUAAGAACCUGUCUUGAAAAUAAUAUUUAUUCUCAAUCAUAUUCUAACAAUGGCUAAAUUAUUCUCUUACCCAGAUCAUUAACAAAUUGUUUCCUGCUUAGCCCUAGUACAAACAUUCAUACCCUCUUUAUCCAAGAAGUCCCUGUCUGUCCCUUUGUUUAUGGAAGUCGGUGUCACAUGCUCUGUCUUCUACAGCAAAUUUUCCCUUUCUGCCACCCUCUCUCCCUUCUUCUCAUGAUUUAUUCUUUCUAUCAUGAUGCCAAGCAUUAUAGACAAUUACAGAAGGACACACUUUCCUACCUCUCUCUCAAACUUCAGUGCUAGAGUUGCUAUGUUUAUGCAAUGCCCUGGGCUUGUGCACGGAUAAGUAAGGAUUUUACACUGGCGAUAUUCAGGGGCUACUUCCCUGUCUCUUAGAAGCUCUCAGUGUUUAUGAAGAACAGAUUUUCAUUACUGGAAUUUUCUGCACAUAUGUCUAAAUUUGUUAUCCAUACCAAUUAUGUAGAACUAAUUAUCCUUGUGAUUACAUGUGUUAAAUUAAACAAGCAACACUUGGUCUGGAUAGAUGGCAAGUAUUUAAAAACAAGUUCUGUUCUUGCAGAGGACCCAAAUUCAGCUCCUAGCACCAUGUUGGGCAGUUAUACUGUAAUUGGGAUCUAGCGCCCUCUUUUGACCUGCCUGGGUCUCUGCAUCCCUAUGCACAUACCCACAUAUGGGCACACACAUGAGCAUUAAUUUAAAAAUAGUAAAAUAAAUAUUUAAAUAGGCAAUACCACUCCCAUAAAGGACACUUAUUUUGGAGAAAACUCACAAACCUUUGCACAACGCAUUACUCAAAAGCUCUAACUAUAAUUAUUGAAGAAGAUGAACCACUGAAAAUCCAGUUCGGAAAUGUCAAGUGCAUUCUGACUGAACACAGUGUUGAUAUCUUCCAUAUACUUCAAAUGAAGAAGGUGGAGACUGAGUUGAGUUCUACCAGAAUACAGCAGAAGUUACUAAGUAAAGUAUAGCACAAUAAUCUGGGUGGUGGUGGUGCACACCUUUAAUCCCAGCAUUUGGGAGGCAGGGGCAGGCGAGUCUCUGAGUCCGAGGCCCACAUGGACUACAGAAUGAGUUCCAGGACAGCUAAGGAUACACAGAGAAACCCUAUCUUGAAAGACCAAAAUAAAUAAAUGAAUAAAUAAACAAAUAACCCUGUGGUAAUAACUGUUAUGCAAAUCAAAGCUCCUUUCGUAGGGUGCAAAAUGUCUAAUUAUGUUAUUUGUGUUUUAGAAGUAUGAGUUUUAAGAAUGAUUUAUUAGUAUGUAUGCAUACAUCUUGUGAGCCGGUAUGUGCGAUGAGUAUGGGUACCUGCGGAGUCAGGGGAUGGCAUCAAAUACCCUGGAGUUGGAAUUACAGAUGCUUAUGAACUGCCCAGUGUGAGUUCUGGGAUCCAAACUCAGAUCCACUGGCAGGGCAACAACAAGUGCUCUUGACUGUUGAGCCACUGUUUUGGACCCCAAAUGAGACUUUAUGAAUUUGGUCUCAUGGAAAAAAUGAAUCUCCUAGCAAUGUAGAUGUGUUCAAUGCAUGUAAGGAAUGAGUGGUGUUUUGAUGAGCAUUUAUUAUCAUAAUUAGCAUCACUCUUAUUUCUCUACACACUACCAGGCAAUGCCACUGAGAAAGGGGGGAAAUGACUGGCUGUAGGAAGGAAAGAGGCACAAUUUAUCUUCCGUCUCUCUUAGAGGCAGCGACAGUCACAGGCGUAUACGGAUGAAUGGGCCCUGAGAACCACCACAGUGAAGUGUGGGAACGGAGUCCACAGGGGAAUAUGGGAUCAGGGGAAACCUUCGGCAGCUGACAUUGUGCUAUCUGCCUUCCUCAUUUGUGUGCUUUCUGAGUCAGCAUUAGCUAAAUGUUCCAGAAAGCCAUCCACAAAGUACAGCCUGGGCGUUCAAGGGAUGUCACUCAUUUCCUCUAGCGAUUCUGACAAAUCAGAAGCUUGAAAGCAGGGAAAUCCUCAACAUAUUUCCAGAACUCUCCAUCCAGCCUGGUGAUUGAGCAUCUGUCUCCCUUACUGCUGCUGACCAGCGGCCGUGCUUCUGAGGGGUCUGCACAAUGCUCAAGCACUUUAGCCUGGUGUUGCUUCUUGCCUCUGCUUGGACCACGAGGCUCCCUGUCCAAGGUGCUGUCCUAGCACAAGAGCUUUCCAUCUCUGCAUGCAGAUACAUGGGGGUCGCCCUUGUGGGCAGAAAGGUAAACCCGCAGAUGAAUUUCACAGAAGCUAGGGAGACCUGUCAGGUGCUGGGACUGACGCUGGCCAGCAAGGCCCAGAUGGAAGCAGCACAGAAGUCUGGCUUUGAGACUUGCAGCUACGGGUGGGUUGGAGAACGGAUCUCCGUGAUUCCUCGGAUUUUCCCAAACCCCAAGUGUGGGAAGAAUGGGGUAGGUGUCCUGAGUUGGAAAGCUCCCCCCAACCAAAAGUUCAGAGCCUAUUGUCACAACGCAUCUGACACCUGGGUUAACUCGUGCAUUCCGGAAACCAUCACUACAUUUGACCCCAUGCUUGACACUCAAACACCCACAGUGGAGUUCCCUGUCAGUAGCAGCACUGACUCGGCUUCAUCUCUGGACUCCACAACUUAUGUUCCUGCUACCACUCGGGCUCCACCUUCCACCUCCAUGGUACGGAAGACAAAAAAGAUUUGUGUGACGGAAGUUUAUACGGAACCUAACACCGUAGCUACAGAAACAGAGACACCUGUUAUAAGAGAAACGGCCUUCAAGAACGAAGCAGUUGGCUUUGGAGGUGUCCCCACAACCCUGCUGGUGCUGGCCCUCCUCUUCUUUGGCGCCGCAGCGGUCCUGGCGGUCUGCUACGUGAAAAGGUAUGUGAAGGCCUUCCCUUUCACAAACAAGAGUCCAAAGAAGGAAAUGAUCGAAACCAAGGUUGUAAAGGAAGAGAAAGCCGAUGACAUCAACUCUAAUGAAGAAUCAAAGAAAACUGAUAAAAACCCAGAGGAGCCCAAAAGUCCACCCAGAACUGCUGUGCGGUGCUUAGAAGCUGAAGUUUAGAGGAGCGAGAGCUGAGAAGCUCCACCUGAGGCAAGUUUCUUGCCAGGCAACCAAAAAAGCAAGCUAUUGUUGGUUCCUAGAUAGUAAAAGACUGUGGAGUCCUCCUUACGGAGGCCUCUCCUUAUUGCAAUCUUCUCCGGACUCCACUCUCCUACCUCCAACAUUUCCACGGCCUCCCUAGCCUGUCUGUCUCCCAGACACACAGAGAGGGAGCUUUCAAAGCGCCAGGCCCUAAAACAGCUCCUCAGCUCACAUUCAUACACAGGCCUCCAGGCUGCCGGACACCAGGUGAAGGCUGGAGUCCCUGAGACACCGGCAGCCCCAUAGUCCAAAAUCUUCCUACAGGGAAAUACGAGGCACAAGUAAAAUAAGGAAAGAAACAGGAGGUCAUGGAGAGCCAGGUGACUUGAGACCUAAUCUUUGGGAACCCCAAAUAAACAGAGCCCUAGCAGGGAGGCUGGGUACUGAUAGCAGCCUUGUUGGCAGACUGUAAAUAAAGCCUGGGCCAGGCCGGGAGCCGCUCCACAUACCCGAAUCAGGUCUCAGAACACAGAAACGCUUUCUUAUCUCUCUUUGGUUGCUGCUGUUCUCUAUAAACAAAUACACUUUUGUAAGAAACCAAAACCAGAGGGGCCCGGGGGUGGGGGGGAAGAUGUCUGUGGUAGAGCCUUUGCCUGGCAUGCACAAAGCUCCCGGUCCAAUACCAGAACCUGCCCACCCUCACAAACACAGAAUGAAAGAAACAAAAACGCACAUUUCCAUGUUUAGCUGUUACAGAACCCAUUCUGAAAAAAACAACUAUGUUGAAAGGUAAUAAAGUUUCAAAAGAAAAGUCAGAUGAUCUGCUACAGUCUGAGAACCUUUUACCUGAACGCUUGGUACCAACAGUAUUAAGAAUUUCAGAUUAUGUUUGAAGUCUGCCACACUUGCAUCUACAUCAUGAUAUAUUAGAAGACCCAGUCUGAAUAUGAGAUCUAUUUAUGUUUCACGUACACCCGUACACCCAGCCUGGAAGUAAUUUCAUACAACAUUUUAAAAAUAACUUUGCACGCGAGAUAAAGAUUCCUAGUGUGGCAUUGUCCCCUGGGGGCAUCAUGUUGACUUCUAAACAUUUUCAAACUUGGUAAAAGUUUGGUUUUCAGAUCUGGAGACUAAAGGUGUCAGGUGCUAGGUGAGGUAUGACAUUCUGUAGUUGCAUAUUGUUCAUCAGAGAGUUGUGUAUAGUGGGGUGUUGUCUGAAGCUAAUGUUUUUCCCGCUUUGAUGCCCCUAGCUUGUCUACUUCAAACUAACUUUUUGUUGCUAAGACUAAUCCAUUUAUUUUCUCUAAUACAACAACUACUACAACCUUAAUUUAUUAAUAACGUAUUUGGAAGUGUGUUCUUACCUCUCACAUCAACACAUAUCUUUGCGUGCCUUUAACAAACAUAUUACCAGCUCUCAUCUUCCCAGCAAGGAGAACCUGAGACAUUAAGAACUAUUGUACCCCAAAUAAAGCAUUUAGAAAGUU